Funneliformis geosporum is the source of this 1322-nucleotide messenger RNA. NCBI's taxonomy places the organism in Eukaryota, Fungi, Glomeromycota, Glomeromycetes, Glomerales, Glomeraceae. The record is from the annotation of a GenBank genome assembly.
UACAAAUUAGAAAUUCAUCGAGUGAUAAUAAUGCCGAAGAAAAACCAAUUCUGCUAGUUGGACAACAUGAUGUGGCAAUUAUUCAAGAAGGUGAAGUAGACCUUGACUUAAAAAACGAUAUGGAGAGGAUUCGAGAUCAGAGUAUACAAUAUAAACUAAGAGAUAAGACACGACAAUUUAUCGACUUGAUGUAUGUUAAGGUUAAGGGAGGUGGCGGGGGUGAUGGAUGUGUUGCUUUUAGUCGGGAAAAGUAUGUUUCAAAGGUACCACCUUCAGGUGGUAAUGGAGGACGAGGAGGAAAUGUUAUCUUUGUCGCGUCGUCAAAUCAUUCUUCUUUACAUUCCAUUAGCAAGAACAUAACUGCGGGUAGAGGUCAUAAUGGAGAAGGGAAUCUGAAACAUGGAUCAGCUGGUAAAGAUGUUAUAAUACAAGUACCUUUGGGAACCAUUAUUAGAGAGAGGGCAGCGACUUGGGUUCAUUACCCUCGAUAUAAUGAGAAAAAUCCUUUAAGUUCAUUCUUUAUCGAAGCUGAGAAAAUGAUUGAGCAAGAUGAAAGGUAUAAUAAGUUUUUUAAAGCUAAGGAUGCAAAUAAUAAUCUUUAUUUGGAUCUUUCCGUACCAAAUAGUCAAUACAUAGUUGUACAUGGGGGUUUAGGUGGAAAAGGAAAUCCACAUUUUUUAACGAAUGCAAAUCGUUCUCCAAAGUAUGCGACAAAAGGACAGGAUGGGCAAGUAAAAUAUCUUGAAUUAGAAUUGAAAGCAAUAGCUGAUGCUGGAUUGGUGGGCCUACCAAAUGCUGGGAAAAGUACUUUCCUUACGGCCGUUUCUAAUGCCCAUCCAAAGAUCGCACCUUAUCCUUUUACAACUCUAAAUCCUUACAUUGGUACAGUUGAUUAUUCCGAUAGAUUUCAAUUAACCGUUGCUGAUAUCCCUGGAAUAAUCCAAGGUGCUCAUAAAAACAUUGGAUUAGGACAUGCUUUUCUUAGGCAUAUAGAACGUUCAAAAGUUUUGGUUUAUGUCGUUGACUUAUCAGGAGAUCAACCAUGGGAAGAAUGGUAUAUUUUACAAAGUGAAUUAGAAAAAUAUCGACCGGGACUUACAAAACGUCCAUCUUUGAUUGUUGCAAAUAAGGCAGAUGUAACUGAAAAAUCCAAAGAAAAUUUUCCAAUCUUUGAAACAAAAGUUAAGGAUAAGUUUAAGGAAGAAAUUGUAAUUGUACCGGUUUCUGCGAAAUACAGAAAGAAUAUCGUCAAAGUAACAACAUUAUUAAGACAAAUGGUUGAAAUAGUACGAGAAAAAGAAAAUUUACCUGUAAAUAAUUAA